AUGAUGAACCAAGAUUACGCAAGAGAGCGAUCUCGAUCACCUUUUCGGCCCAGUAGUGCUUACAGUCACCACAGCCAUCACAGUCGCAGCUCAUCCCCAGCUCUUGCUGGUGGUUGGAGGAACGAGGCACUGUCUCCUGCAAACAGCUAUGUCGAUGAUUAUUAUAAUCCAAACGCUUAUGAUCACGAUCUCUGCAGAAACUACUACGGUGUGGAAGAUGAUUACUACGGCGCAUACGGAGAUCUUUUAGACUACGAGGAAAAUCUUCGAUUGACAGCUGAUUUGGAUGAAACCGAGCGAUUAAGACGUUGGCGGGAUCGAUUGGCUUUUGAAGAAUUACAAGAAACCGAAAGAUCGAGAAGAUAUGAAUUAAUGGCUGAAGAAGAAAGGCUUCGAUUGGGAUUGAUCGGAGGUUCUUGGUGGGCUCGCCGCUAUGGACAUCACCAUUCUCAUAAUGGCCGUCACACCCCUUCACUCACUGGAGGGUGGAAGAAUUACUAUGGAAACCGGUUGAGACGAUGGAGCUCGAACCGAAUGCCGUUAUCGUCACCGUUAGCCUCUCGAUUUGAAAGGAUCUGGUGCAAUCCGAAUUCCUCCCGCCGUAGACUUUCAAAUGCAGCAGCCAUGAACUCGAAGCUGGAACUGUUGAAUCAAGAACAGAUGAGAUUAUCGAACGAAUUGAUCAGGAUCAGAGAAGAUGCUAGAAUCAGAGAGAUAGAGAUCCAAAGAGAACAAAAUCGGAUCGAGCAAGAGAUCUUAAUGGAGAGAGAACGAAUCAAGGAAAAUUUAUAUAGGGUCCAGAAAGCUCAACAGGAGCAAGUUGAAAGAGAAAUCAUACAGAGGAAUCGAGUAGAACAAGAAAUGUAUCGCGAAUCUUUGCGAAACUUGGAAAAUCAACGCCAAAUGGUCGAUAUCGAACGCCAACGAAUCCAAAACCAACAUCUCAGAAACCAGGUUGUUUCUGAUCUCCAAUCCCAGGAGCAGGAGCUACGUCUACGGAGAGAGCUUGAAUUGGCUGGUAGUGGACUCUACAAAUACUAG
Puccinia triticina is the source of this 1041-nucleotide messenger RNA. RefSeq lists its product as uncharacterized. The record is from RefSeq and is a predicted model, not a curated record. Lineage: Eukaryota; Fungi; Basidiomycota; Pucciniomycetes; Pucciniales; Pucciniaceae. The transcript is spliced from 6 exons. Bases 1 to 1041 code for a protein of 346 amino acids.